This is a messenger RNA of Ostreococcus lucimarinus CCE9901, 1639 nucleotides long. RefSeq lists its product with no specific name. NCBI's taxonomy places the organism in Eukaryota, Viridiplantae, Chlorophyta, Mamiellophyceae, Mamiellales, Bathycoccaceae. The coding region runs from base 53 to 1639 and encodes 528 amino acids. The transcript has a single exon. Gene Ontology annotation, biological process: vesicle-mediated transport. The record is from RefSeq and is a predicted model, not a curated record. Gene Ontology annotation, molecular function: GTPase activator activity.
CGCGCGCGCGCGACGUGCGCGAGCGCGAGCGAGGGGAAAACGCGCGGAAAAGAUGAACGCCGAGGCGCGACAGACGCUGCACGCGCUCAUGAGCGCGGCUGAAAACCGCACGUGUGCGGAUUGCGCGACGCACAACCCAGACUGGGCGAGCGUGAACCACGGGAUAUUCCUCUGCCUGAACUGCAGCGGCGUCCAUCGAUCGCUGGGCGUGCACGUGAGCUUCGUGCGGUCGGCGACGAUGGACUCUUGGAGCGCGGAACAGUUGGCGUCGAUGCGGUGCUCGAGUAACGAGAAGAUGAAUGCGUUUUUGGAAAAGUAUGGGACGGCGCGCGGGACGAGCGCGCGGGUGAAAUACGAGAGCGCGGCGGCGCAGGCGUGGCGGGAAAAGGUGCGAUGUGCGGUGCAGGGGAAGGAGUGGAAAAAGCCAAAGGGGCUGAAGAGCGGUGGAGGCUCGGGGGAGGGGAGAGAGGGGGGUAGAAAGCCGAGCGGGAGCGGGUCGUCGGAGUUGUUUCAAUUUGAGGAUACAAACGAGAGGAAGAAGAGCUCGGGGAAGACGAACGCGAAGGGUGGGUACGACUUAUCCACCGGACAAGGGUCAUUGGUGAGCAAGCGGUACGUGCAUCACGACGACGGGUGGGUGCCGCCACCGCCGCCGUUACCGAAAGGCGCGAAGGCAGGGGAGUUUUUACACGGAUUGACGCCGCACGAGUGGGUGGCGUUUCUGAAAAAGUGUGCGAGUCAAGACGAUCGAACGUAUCACUUGAAGAACAUGACGGAAGAAGAGCGCGCACAAGUCGUUGCGGCGAUGUCUGGUCAACCCAUUCCGCCGCGCUCUGGGAAGAAGCACGUGCCAAAAAUGACGAGCGACGCGGCGACAAAUUCUUCCGCGAGUGAUUUGAAGACGUUGAAUCCAUUCGAUGGUUUCGGUAGUAGUAGUGGUGGGGAUGAUUUUUUCGACGAUAGCGGAGCGGCGAGAAAGGAAAAGAAGUCGAAGAAGGAGAAGAAGGAAAAAAAGGAGAAGAAGGAAAAGUCAUCGGCGAACGACAAUGAGACGGAGCUUGAGCGACGCAUGCGAGAAGCGGGCGAGGCGGCGAAAGCUUUAGCGCGCGAACGCAUGCUUGUGAACCCGAACCGCGCGCAAGAAGAUGCUUCUUCGUCUGUGUACGCCGUGCCACAGAAGAAGAAACCAUCUUAUUCACCAAAGCAAUCGUAUUUUCACGGAAGCUCAAAUCUCGGCUCUGGUGCGUCUUCGCGGUACGCCGGCUUCGGGAACACGUCUUCGAAUCCGAAGGCUCAGGAUUGGCAAGACAAGGUAAAGGUUGGGAUGGAGUCUGCUAAAGGCUGGUUGUCUGGGACACUAAAGGGUAUCGCGGCCAAGCUUGACAAUACUGCCAGCGCGCAGCGUACAGCGCCGCCACCGUCUUACAAUCAGACGCCCGGCCACUAUCAACCGGCAGGACGCCCACCAGAAGUGGCGUCGUACGAGCCACCGCAGGUGCAAUCGUACACUCGUCCGCCGAGACCGUCCCCGAAAGCAAAAGCCGAAAAGUUCUACAGUUCGUCGGAUUCUGACAGUAGUGAAGAUGAAGACACCCCAGAGAAGCUCGCGUCCGACUUUUCAAAUUUGAUGGAUAAGUGA